CAACGGCCCCGCGCCGCCGCCAGGGGGCGCCGCGGUGCGGCGGAGCCAAGAUGGCGGACUACGAGGCCGUGCAACGCGGGCCGCUGCGGCUGAAGGGCGGCGGCGCGGGGCUGGGGGCCGGCAAGCGGAAGAAGAAAAAGGCGAAGGACAAAGCCCAGAUCCUGGAGCAGAUCGUGAGCAGCAAGAAGCAGGAGGAGGAGAAGAAGCGCGGCCUGGACAAGCGGACCCCGGCGCAGGUGGCGUACGAGAAGAUGCAGGAGAAGCGGCAAAUGGAGAGGAUCCUGAAGAAGGCGUCUAAAACCCAUAAGCAGAGGGUGGAGGACUUCAACAGGCACUUGGAUACUCUGACUGAGCAUUACGACAUUCCUAAAGUCAGCUGGACUAAGUGAAUGGGCCGCUUUUCAAGGCUUUGGAUCAGGAGUUGUACUUUGUUUGUAUUGAACAGGGUUGCUGUGUAAAUCUGUGUAUUCUCCAUAUUGAAUGUUUAAUAUAUCUUCUGAGCAUUUAUGACUUUACUGUCUUAUUUCUUGGUUUUGUUUUUUUAAAACCAAAUAUUCAACAAAGUCUCUUCUUGGCUGAUGAGCUCUGGUUUAUGGAGGUGCAGAGGCUAUUUUUUUUUAGUGCAUAAAGCGAGGGAAAGGCCAAAAUCAAUCACAGUGAGCCAGCUGGAAAAUGUUCCUUUGAUGCUAACAGUUCUUUGUUUCGGAAAUGAAGAGUUUGACGGUCUCACAUAGAGUAAGCUUCUCUUGUAAGUUAUAGGAAUUGUGUGAUUUUUCCUAUCUAGAGUUCUUUCAGAGCUGGUGGGUCUGUUGUAACUUGUAACUUCGAUGUAAUUUCUUAUUAAAACGCUGCUUUUAUCCUUUUUUUGGUGCUGAUUUACCUAUAAAACCAGGGCUUGUGCACUGACGAAA
Tyto alba (common barn owl) is the source of this 911-nucleotide messenger RNA. RefSeq names its product family with sequence similarity 32 member A (gene FAM32A). Gene Ontology annotation, cellular component: nucleolus. The record is from RefSeq and is a predicted model, not a curated record. NCBI's taxonomy places the organism in Eukaryota, Metazoa, Chordata, Aves, Strigiformes, Tytonidae. The transcript has 4 exons. Bases 51 to 389 code for a protein of 112 amino acids.